AUGAAGGGCCGUCCCAUCGACCAGCUCGUUUACGAGCACAUGUUCCCCAAGCCUCGCGCCAGCGAUCCCCAGAACUUUCACGCCCUUCUGCAACGCAGCCUGAUCCUGGAGGUUCGCCAAGAGGUCCACUCCUUCUACGGCCACCUCGACACACAAGAAGCCAAGUACCCAGGACUGGAUUACUGCAAUCCCAUCCAUCGCAUUCGCCUGAGCCGUUGGACUUGGCACCGUCGCUUGUUCCGAGCGUUCGACAACCUUCGUCUUACCCCCAACGAGAUUGCGGGCUUGACCAAAUGGGAGGGUACGAGAUGGGCCAAGGAGCGCUAUGAGAAGGAGCAGGGCAUCACCAUCCGGGACACUGCCGGCGACGGAUUCCCCGAUUGGGUCGAGCCCGAAGACCGCCCCACGCCCCUGGUCCGGAGCACCAGAUCACGGUCUGUCGAGACGGACGACGCAACAGACCCUGGAGAUGAGGACAUGGACGGUGAGGAAAGCGAAGAGGAGCUGGAGAGUGUCGGAGUGGCUUUGAACCAGCGUCUCAGAGAACGGGCGGCCCGACGAGAGGCGGGAGACAUGUCGACGGUGCUGGAUGAGGAAUGGGAGCAGUGGCUGAAGAAUGUCAUCGAGAGUGGCGAGCUGCCAUACAUCUCAAACGGGAUCGCGACGUCAACAACCGACGCUGCAGAUGCGGUCGUGCCGCAGGCGCUCUUUCCUCCUCGCAUGCUGAUGGCUGCCCGAGCCGGCCAGUGGCAAGACAUUCCCGAUUUCCUCCACGACAUCAUUCGUCGUACUCUUGAGACCAGCUCAGGUAUGGAAGAGGCCAUUGUGCCGCCUGCUCGCCUGCCCACCUCGGCGAGCUCCAGUGCAGCGCGAGAGCGAAGAGGCACCGAUGAGCACCACAUUGGCGGCAUCACAAACUGGCGGCGUACGUAUUCGGAUCUGCGUCUCCCGGUCGGCGACAGCGCGACUAGUCCGACUUUGCAGCGGACGGCACAGGCACCUGGCGCCUAG
Messenger RNA from Colletotrichum spaethianum, 1011 nucleotides. RefSeq lists its product as uncharacterized. The record is from RefSeq and is a predicted model, not a curated record. Lineage: Eukaryota; Fungi; Ascomycota; Sordariomycetes; Glomerellales; Glomerellaceae. The coding region runs from base 1 to 1011 and encodes 336 amino acids. The transcript has a single exon.